Messenger RNA from Rotaria sp. Silwood2, 2645 nucleotides. The record is from the annotation of a GenBank genome assembly. Lineage: Eukaryota; Metazoa; Rotifera; Eurotatoria; Philodinida; Philodinidae.
AUGUCACUGCUUGUUGCUUUAAUUAUUGGUACAGGUGAUGAAUUAGAAGAUGAAAUAGCUUAUCAGUUAGGAAAAAAAAGUAUAUGUGUUUUAUUUUGUUCAAACAAUGAAAAUAAAUUUGAACGAAUAAUAAAGAAAUUGAACAAUGAAGAUAUUGAGCCCAAAUUUAUUAUACUUAAUACAGUCGAUCUUAAAACGACUGACGAAGUAAUUGAAAAAAUCGAUGAACAGUUCGGAAAACUUGAUAUUUUAAUUAAUGUUGGAAUAUUUCUGGAUAAUAAUCAAUUGAAAAUAAAUACUAUGUUAUAUGAAGGAUUUGAAUCGAGAGAAUCUUUUGAUCUAUUGACUGUAUUAAAGGCAUUUAUACGUUUACUUCAAAAAUCUCCUUCUAGCCGUAUAAUUAAUGUAUAUGGUGAAAUGAAUGAAUAUGAUUCUGACAUGAAAUCAUGGACUAAAUUAUUUCGUGAUUAUUCAGCAAAAUUCGAAUUAGAUAAACUUAUGGAUCAAUUUUACGAAGAAUUUACUAAUACAAAUAUCAAGAUUAGUUCUGCUAUCCUUGGUAAUGAUAAUAAUAUUCAAACUAUAGUAGAAGAAGCUGAUCGUAUUGUUCAUUUAGCAAUUUUACCUUUUAAUUCAUCUCGAAAAUCUAAGACGAUGCGUAUUCUUUAUGGCAUCGUAGGUGAAGGAAUGGGACAUGCAACACAAUCCAAAGUCACACUUGAAAUACUGCUAAAGGAGCAAUAUCAUGUUAAAGUCGUCGUAAGCAAUCGUGCAUAUAAAUUUCUUCAUGACAACUUUUCAAAACGAUUCCCAAGUUGUGACGAAGCGAGUGAAGGUGAAGCAGCUAUUGAUAUAAUUAAAAUUGAAGGUUUAACAAUGCAAUAUGUUAAUAAUGUAUUUGAUGAAAAAGCUUCAGUAUUACACACCAUGCAACGCAUGCCAGAUAUGCUUAACAAAAACCUUGAUGCAUAUUAUAAAAAUCUUGUUUCAUGGAUGCCUCAAGCUGUUAUUAGUGAUUUUGAUAGUUUUGCAUACAUUUUUGCUAAAAUACAUGGACUACCCAUCCUUUCGAUCGAUAAUCAACAUAUUGUACAACGAUAUGUCAUUCCAGAAGAAGCUAGAGAGUCAAAUCCAAUAGCAUUUUAUACAUACAAAUGUUUUGUCAAAGCAAAACUUCCACGUUGUAAUACAAUAGCUGUUCCACCAAUUCUUCGUCAGAGUAUUCUUGAUGCAAAACCAUUACCAGUUGAACAUUGUGAAUAUUUUCUUGUUUAUCAAAGUAGCAAAAGUGAUACGUCUCUUAUUUCUGUUUUACAAGCCUUUGGUGAAAAAUGUAUCAUAUAUGAACUUGGUCGCGAGGAAAAAGUUGAUAAUCUGAAAUUCAAAGAUUUUUCUGAACACGGAUUUGUAGAUGAUUUAGCAUGUGCUAAAGGUGUCUUUGAUAAUGGUGGACUUUCUCUUAUGAAUGAAGAAGUAAGCUUACAACGACCAUUUUUGAGUGUGCCCGUCGAGAAUCAAUAUGAACAAGUGCUCAAUGCUUGGUAAUUAGAAAGGCUAGGCUAUGGUAUUUUUGCAGAUAAAAUAGAGCUUGAACCACUUCGACAAUGGGCACAAAACAUUUCAAACUAUGCAAAAGCACUUUCAUACUAUCAUCAUGAUUCAAAUAUGCUUUUGUACAAGUCAGUGAAAAGAGUUCUCCAAGAAUUUAAUACAAGAUCUGUAUAGUGGAAUUCAUUGAGAUACUUUAAAUGAACAUCCUUAUCAAUCAUCAAGUUCUAUUUAUAUUAGAAUUGUUUCAUCUAUUUUAAUUACUAAUCUCAACAACUUACAUGAUUAUUUUUAAUUACUAUACUAUGCAGUCUAUAUAUCGUAGUUUAUAAUAAAAAAAUAGACAGAAUAAAAACCGCAUGAAAACCAAAAUAUUAUUUAUUAUCCAUGGAAGUUCAUCUUUUUCUUGAGGAUGAAAGCGAGUAUAUUUCCUCGACUGAAGGGAGGGUCAUAUGAAAUAAACUGCAUUUGUAUGUAUGUGUCAAGGUGAAAAAAACAUUGUCUCAAAGAUUAAUACUCACUUAUUUUCUACAUAUACUCCUGUACAGCUUGACUAAAGGUUUUCGCUAGAGGUGUUAGCCGCCGAUUUUUCGCCGCCGCCGCCGCCGAUCGAGUAAAGGGUCAUAGUUCAAGCUUCCUCUGUUUCUAAAUUAUCACUUGUUGAAAAUAAUCAGUAAUAUCUCAAGUUUGAUAUAUGUGACAAUUAGAGAUUGCUGAAACCAACAGAACUUUUGAAAAAUAGGAAUUAGUGUAUUUUUUCUUGGAUGACAUAUGGUCUGAAAAUCGAGCUGAUAAGCAAAUAUGUCUCCUUGUGAUCUUGUGACGCUACCAUAUUUAUUAGGCUUUCAUUUGCCUUAUUCCUUUAUGCACAAUAGAUUCAUCGCUAUUAUUUUCUCCGUUUCGCGAUUUUUGACUUAUUCAGUGUGCAGUUUCGACUAAUUGCCUAGUUUGAGUUCGAAUAUAGAUGUAACUAACAUUGCGAUUCGAAUUCCAAUUCCAAUCGACACUCUCCUGCCGGUUUAGAAAAAAGAAAAAUAUUUAGUUUCAAUUUUAAUUCAAAUAAUCAAUGAAAACAAAUCAUGCUCUUUUUCUCGACU